This is a messenger RNA of Trypanosoma rangeli, 903 nucleotides long. Its product is annotated as rar1. The transcript has a single exon. Bases 1 to 903 code for a protein of 300 amino acids. The record is from RefSeq and is a predicted model, not a curated record. NCBI's taxonomy places the organism in Eukaryota, Euglenozoa, Kinetoplastea, Trypanosomatida, Trypanosomatidae.
AUGAAGGUGUACUUUAUCUACGAAGGAAAAGAUGUGAAUGGGUGCGUGGUGGACGGCAGCCUGACGGAGGUCUUCAAGGUGAAAAUGGAUAUCCCGGCAAGCUGGCUCAGCGGGCCGUGCGAGAAGCUGCUCAGCUUUGUAGUCUCCACGUAUAACAAAAAGCACCCUGACAAUCCCCUGGUGGCUGCGGAGGUUAGCCUGUGGUGUGGCAACGUGGAGCUGAAGCAGUCGGAUGUGGUGGGGACACGCAUACAUGAGUACAACGAUGUGCAGAUUAGACACCUAGCAAAGUCCGCGCUGCAGGAGCAAAAACCAGGUUCGUUGGUGUGCACAAACUUUGGGUGUGGACAGUUUUUUAUCCCUGCGGAGAAUCACGACUCGGCGUGCCACUACCAUGCGGAGCCGCCUGUCUUCCACGACAUUGAAAAGUAUUGGCGGUGUUGCCCGACGCACCGGGCCCGCGACUGGGAGGAGUUCAAGGCCAUCCCCGCCUGUCGUGUGGGCCUCCACAGCACAGAGAACAGGCCGGUGUCCUUUGUGAGCGCGGCACCGACCAACCAGCCCUUGGCGCUAGAACAGGUCCAGGCACUCACAAAGGAUACCGGCGAAAACGUUGCGGGUGGUCGCACCACUGGGCCGAGGGAGUUUGAGGGGGCGGUGGCGGCGCAGCGGCAGCCACAGCAGCAGGAGAUUGUGGAUGGUAAGGCGCGGUGUCGCCACUACGGCUGCCAGCAAGAGUUUGCAGUGAGUGAGAAUCACCCAAAGGCGUGUCGGUAUCACACAGGGGGACCGGUUUUUUGGGACACCUACAAGUACUGGAAGUGCUGCCCCGACAAGAAGUGCUACGAGUUCGACGACUUUGUGAAGGUCCCUGGGUGCACGGAGGGCCCACACCAGCUGUAG